GGCAACAGAAAAGAAAUAUUGAAGAUGGGAAAGAUGAGACAGCAUGGAAGAAAAUGAAAUCCAGUAACAACUUGUUUUUGUGUCAUGUUAUCACAAGUGGUCAGAGAGGAAAAGAGCCAGUGUAUCUCUCCUGAAUUAAGUGAUUCCUGGGAAUAAUGUAGACAACUAGAAUGCUCCUCAUAAAUACAGGGGGAUUCUUGCUGCAUAGAGAACGACUCUUGUUCCUGUCUCACCAGGGGACAGGAGAGAGUGGCAAGAGUACAUUUAUCAAGCAGAUGAGAAUCAUCCAUGGGUCAGGAUAUUCUGAUGAAGACAAAAGGGGCUUCACCAAACUGGUAUAUCAGAACAUCUUCACGGCCAUGCAGGCCAUGAUCAGAGCCAUGGACACACUCAAGAUCCCAUACAAGUAUGAGCACAAUAAGGCUCAUGCACAAUUAGUUCGAGAAGUUGAUGUGGAGAAGGUGUCUGCUUUUGAAAAUCCAUAUGUAGAUGCAAUAAAGAGUUUGUGGAAUGAUCCUGGAAUCCAGGAAUGCUAUGAUAGACGACGAGAAUAUCAGUUAUCUGACUCUACCAAAUACUAUCUGAAUGACUUGGACCGCGUAGCUGAUCCUUCCUACCUGCCUACGCAGCAAGAUGUGCUUAGAGUUCGAGUCCCCACUACAGGGAUCAUCGAAUAUCCCUUUGACUUACAAAGUGUCAUUUUCAGAAUGGUCGAUGUAGGGGGCCAAAGAUCAGAGAGAAGAAAAUGGAUACACUGCUUUGAAAAUGUCACCUCAAUCAUGUUUCUAGUAGCGCUUAGUGAAUAUGAUCAAGUUCUUGUGGAGUCAGACAAUGAGAACCGAAUGGAGGAAAGCAAAGCACUCUUCAGAACGAUUAUCACAUAUCCCUGGUUCCAAAACUCCUCCGUUAUUCUGUUCUUAAACAAGAAGGAUCUUCUAGAGGAGAAAAUUAUGUAUUCCCACCUAGUUGACUACUUCCCAGAAUAUGAUGGACCCCAGCGAGACGCUCAGGCAGCUCGAGAAUUCAUCUUGAAGAUGUUCGUGGACCUGAACCCAGACAGUGACAAAAUUAUCUACUCCCACUUCACGUGCGCCACCGACACCGAGAACAUCCGCUUUGUCUUUGCAGCCGUCAAGGACACCAUUCUGCAGUUGAACCUGAAGGAGUACAACCUGGUCUAAUUGUGCCUCCCAGAAGCUGCCCUCCCCUUCCCCGGUGGGCUGUUGGAGAUGUACAAGAGGGACUGUAUUUCUGUGGAAAACAAUUUGCAUAAUACUAUUUAUUGCCGUCCUGGACUCUGUGAGUGUAUCCACAGAGUUUGUAGUAAAUAUUAUGAUUUUAUUUAAACUAUUCAGAGGAAAAACAGAGGAUGCUGAAGUACAGUCCCAACACAUUUCCUCUCUCUCUUUUUUUAGGCAAAACCUUAUGACUCGAUCUAUUUUACAUUCUCAGUCAUGUACUCACAAAGUAAGUCUCUCCUCCCUCUCUCUCUCUCUCUCUCUCUCUCCCCCCCUCCCCCUCUCCUCUCUUUCCUUUUCUACUGAGAAAAACAAAGCUGAUUUCCCUCUUUUUCCUAAUCCAAAUCUCCUUCUUGACUUUUUCUCCCAGGUUACAACAGCCUUUAUUCUAACUCCAUUCUUGGUCAAGUUUUUCUCUCGAAUGAUAGUCAGGACAUUGUCAUUCGAUUUAAGCCAUCCAACAUCAGCUUAACCUAACAAUUUGUAGUAUUUGCUGAAGGACUAUAUGUAUUACUACUAUGGUUCUGUAUUAUGCUCCAUACAAAUGUAGUGUUUCAUUUUAUAUCUAUAUAGUUGUCUCACUUUGGACUGUGACAGUGGAUGCCCAUUGAACAGUUAUGCAUCAUUUCUUCUGGAUAUUGACCUUAGCCGUAGUCUGAUUGCCCAGAAAAACACUCAGAAAUUGGAGGGCUGGGCAAACAUGCAAAGUGGGAGUCCGUUCUUUUGAAAUCCAUGUGCCAUUCUUCCCUUUCUUGCUUCCCUUUCUUCCUUCUUUUUUUGCUUCUUUUUCCUUCCUCCAUUUCUUGCUUCUUUUUUUUUUUUCUUUUUUCUCUCCUUACCUUCUUUUCCUUAACUCUCUCUUUAAAUUGCAGAUGCCAAAAAAUAUGCCAACAAACACUACAUUCCCCAAAUGGCUGCUAUCCAGAUUCUUUUUAGAGGUUGUUCUGUUUUUUUUAGUUCCAGCUUUUCCUUUGCUCUUUUUUUUCCUUUGUGUUUGGGCCACAAUUUUAAAAUGGUUUUUAUUUUGGGUAUGUGCUGCCAAAGCUGGCCGUUUGUCAAACAAAAUAGAUUAAAAAGCGCUUAAUGAAAGCCAGCAUCUUAAAAUGUAAGAGAGUAAGACUGUGAACUUUAAGGUGACUGGCUGAGGAUGAACCUGAAAUACAAUUGCCAAACGAUUGGUAACUGUAAAUUUGACUCUCACGGUCCAUUCUUUUCUUUGCCCUUAAAUCGUAUUGUUUAUUGUUCAUGUCCCAUGUUGACUGUCCAAAUCAUCAGUAUAGAAAAGUAUCCUUUGUGGUUUAUCGUGAAAUCUGCUUAUGUCUCUGUGUUUGAAGCCAGUUUUAUUUACUCUUUAUGUUAAGUUCAAGUAAGUUUGCCAAGAACAUCAGUUGAUAGUAUUAUCCUAACACCUUUAAUUUGAAAAAAAAAAAAAAAAAGUGACUACUAGUUUACCAUAUUCAGGAUCUUCUUGAACUGGUGACUAAGUUGAACAUGAAGAAAAUUUGUGAACUUGAUUCAGUUGUACCCUCUCAGUGUUCUGUUGAACAUGUAUUUAUGUAACUGAACCUACUAGGAGAGAUGCUUGGAAUUCUAUAUGUGCAAUUUUUCAGCAAAUGCAAAAAAUACAGCACAUGUAUUGAUUAGCUUCUGUCAAGCAGCAUAAGUUAAAAUGUGAUAUAAGAAAAUAAAUCAUGAUUGUUAUAAAGCUGCUGGGAAGCUAGAAUUAGGCCAUGAUGCUGGUCUCGAUACUAUUUGGCACUAGUCUAAACUUCUGUAUUAAUCACUUUUUUUGGAGUAACAAAGGGGAGAGAAAAAAUUAACAGUUUAUUAGAUGAGUACCAAAGUUACUCGGUAGUAAUGAAAUGUUCAUGUUCUUCACUCUCCUUGUCUCAGAACACACAGGUUAUUAUUUCUUUUCCUUGCUCAGAACAGCACCUGUAAUUUAAUUAACAGACAUCCCGCCUGUAGGUGUAGUGCAAUUAUGAAUGCUCUAAUCAUUGUACAUACAUCUCUCUUGAUAUUGCAGCAUCCAUAUUGGCUUUGUAAUCAUUAAUUUUGGGGCAAAUUGAAUGUGCUGUAUUGAUAUGUAUCUAUGUAAUUGUAUUGUAUGUCUUAUAGCUAAUUCACAUUUUGAAUAAUGUUAUUUUAUUUACUUUUUUAAGAGAGGAGAAUGUAAAUUUGUCAGUUUAUUUCUGACUAGGGAUAUUUUUUUCCAUUUAGAAAAGAAGAAAAACAAAACUUACUAUCAUACAGAGCGGUACUAGCAUCGUGCUGUGUAAAAUCAUUUGCACAUUCCUGAGUAGAGGUAUACUGAUUAUAAGACCCAAAGGUAAUUUCAUAGCAAAAUACAUAAAAUCAGUUGGAGCUUUUAUACAAACAUGGAAACCAACUUUGUAGAACUUUUGCCAUUUGAUCUAGGAUUGGAAUAUGAGCUUUUAUACAAUUCAUAUUCUUAUUUGGCAAAUGCACAGUUUAGUAUUACCUCUCUGAUGGCCUUUAUUAGAAAGGCAGUUUUAGAAGCUAUUGUGAUCCACUAAGGAGAUGUUUUAACAGCUAGAGACCACUGCUUGCCUGAAAGGGCGAUCUUAUAAAUUUGGUGCAAAAAAAAAAAAAAAAAAAAAAAAAAAAAAAAAAAAAAAAAAAAAAAAAGAAAAGAAAAAAAAAGUAAACAACAUUUGAUGGCCUACAGUGUGUAUAGAGAAACCUCAUCACAAGAUCAUAAGUGUUACAGUUUUAGGGAAUCAAGAUAUUCUAUUUAAUAGAGAUAUAGUAGAUGUAGUCGAUUAAACCUGAUUUCAAAGCUCAUAGAAGCUGAGCAAAACAGGGAGAGAUUGUUAUAUUUGUCUUUAUGCAGUUGGGAUGGAAUUUGCUAUGCAGAAUUGAGGUUUGUGGCUUCACUGCUCAUCCUGGGGUGCAUGACAGGAUCCCUUCUUUUGAGAAAGGAAAAAAUUGAUCACCCUAGCUGCAGUGACGCAUAGAAACCUAAUUGUAUCCACAUUAGUCAGUCGAAGCUAAAAGAUUUUUUGUUGUUUCUUUGGGGUUUUAUUGAAGGGGAAGGGGCGGGAAGGGACUCUUUUCAGUUUUGUAUAAAAACAAAGUUUACUCAUGCUUUCUCUUCUAUUGUGAUUGCAAGCAUUCUAAGCGUGUGCUGCUGGACUCCUGUUGUUGAUGCUCUAGGUAUGGAGGCUUGUGGCGAGUUUUACGGUGACUUGGGCAUGUCUUACUCAAAACACAAAACACAGCAACCUUUCUUCAGUAUACCAAGGCAAGCAGCCAUUUCAUGACUCACUGAACACAUUGCAGUGUACCAGUUUACAGAUGAUUUUUCCCUCUUUUUUGUGUGAUGGGGCAGUUCCAACCCACAGAGAAUUCCUUAUUUGUAAAUUGGAGGUUUAUACUAUGCCUUACAAAGCUUAAAUUUAGAAGUUUGUGCCUCAUAUCUGAAACAAAGGGAAAUAGCAUGCCCAUUCAGAAGUCAGUAAGUCCCCUAGAACUUGUGGGGUUUUGUUUAUUGGGGUUUUGUUUUAUAAUUUUUUUCUCUUUUAGUAUUGACAUAUAAAGAGCUCUGUUGAAUGUCAUUAGUUGACUGAAAACAAAAUUUAGGAACCUGCAUAUGUUGUUUACUAACAGAUGACAUUUACAAAAGGUAUUUGAAGAACAUCUGAAACUUUUUUUUUUUUGGUAGAUUAACUAGCGAGACCUAAUAUGUAAAAAGGAAAUUCAGCUAAAGGGCAAUUUACUUUUUGUACUUCAGACUAUCUUGAUUGUCAAGGUGUAUGAACUGUAAUUUAAAAAUUUAUACUGCCACAUGAUUGUAAAUUUUAGUUGUCUUAAGGUAGGAAUUGGUAAAAAGCUAUUUAUGCUGGAUUUGGGUCAAAAUGACUUUAUUUGCAAAAAAAGUAAAGAAUAAUAAUGGGAAGAAAGGGCUGCAUACUGAGCUAUUGCAAGACUUAUAUAUUGGUUGGAAAUUCCCCUCAGAUUACCUGCAGAUUACUCUCAAUUUCCCUUUGUUUUCAGUUUCUCAAAAAAGAAUGAAUGAAAUGAAAUAUAGCAGAAUGUUAACCCAUAUGAAAAUAAAGUGUACCCAAAUAUUGUAAUGUAUACUGCUGCGCUUCUUAAAAACUAAGGGUUUAAAACCACUUAAUUGGUCAUUAGCAACAUCUCAGUUGAUACAAAUAAGGUAAGCUUGGUACAUACAUUCAUAUUUUCUUCCAAAGAGAUAAUCUUUGGUUAGAAACACACAAAAAAUUGAAACUAGUAAUUGUAUGUUUAUCUCUCUCUACACAUUUCCAGCGUAUGUAGCAUUAAUAGAUCUGUCCUGGUACCCGUGUCUUUGGGUUUUCAUUUUGGUUCUAUCACAUUAGGAAAAGAAAUGGCUUAGUUGUAUAUGACUAGCUAGAGAUUUUUGGAGCCAGACACCUGCUGGUUGGUAGAUACUUUAGUACAGAGUCUAAACUUGUCAUUUGUUUUCUUAAGAAAACAAACCAUUUCCUGCUCUCCUUCCAACUGCCCCUGCCCUUUCAGUAACUCUUGCCUCUAGAACCAUGUUCAAAGUAUGCAUACACACCUAGUACACAGUAGGUGCUCAGAUACUCAUUUCUUCCUUGCCUUCCUUAUCUACCAUAUGGCCUCCAUUUCCCCAUAUGAUUCCAACCCAACAAUUAGUGAUAUUUACAUGUUUUGAAAAUAGCUAUUGGGUAAAUUUGGACCUUACUUGGAUAAAGGAAUUUUGACUUUCUUAGAAGCUUUUGGUAGACAGGGAAAAAUAACAGGGAAGAAAGUGUUUUUUAGUAGAAUAUAUUUAAGAUUAGAAAAAAGAUGGAAAAUUACUGUGUAACUUUGACUGGGUUACAUUGAUUGAAACAUGUUUUUGGUGGAUUUCUUUUCCUCAAAGAACUCUCUAAAUACAACUUCCUGCAGAGUCCUCACCAUCAUCGUGUUGGAAACCCUGACUAGGCCUAUGUACUUAGGGAGUUUUGUCAGAAAACAUUUUUAACUUGCAGUAUUUAAAUGAAUCAUAUUUACUGUUCUUAAAAUGUCAUUCGGAUGCAUGUAUUGUCUAUUGUUUGGGGAUGGGAACUAGUUUUGCAAAAAAACACCUAAUGUUGUAUAAUAAUGCCCCAAUGAUCUUGCUGGUUAAAAAUACAGUAUUUUUGGCCAUAA
Molecule: messenger RNA, 6401 nt
Organism: Chinchilla lanigera (long-tailed chinchilla)
Lineage: Eukaryota; Metazoa; Chordata; Mammalia; Rodentia; Chinchillidae
Gene: Gnaq
Product: guanine nucleotide binding protein (G protein), q polypeptide
Exons: 7
Coding region: 171-1181 (336 amino acids)
Biological process (GO): adenylate cyclase-modulating G protein-coupled receptor signaling pathway; action potential; phospholipase C-activating dopamine receptor signaling pathway
Cellular component (GO): heterotrimeric G-protein complex
Molecular function (GO): G protein-coupled receptor binding; G-protein beta/gamma-subunit complex binding; GTPase activity
Source: RefSeq, a predicted model, not a curated record